AUGAAGUAUUUUGAGGAUGAGGUGCAUAAUGGUAACUGGGAUGAGGUGGAGAAAUACCUCUCUGGUUUCACUAAAGUGGACGACAAUCGAUAUUCUAUGAAAAUAUUUUUCGAGAUAAGGAAGCAAAAGUAUCUCGAAGCAUUGGAUAAGCAUGAUCGCUCCAAGGCAGUUGAAAUAUUGGUGAAGGAUUUGAAAGUAUUUUCCACAUUUAACGAGGAGCUUUUCAAGGAAAUCACACAACUGCUGACAUUGGAGAAUUUUAGGGAGAAUGAGCAACUCUCCAAAUAUGGAGAUACCAAGUCGGCAAGAGCAAUCAUGCUGGUGGAGCUGAAGAAGCUUAUUGAAGCAAAUCCCUUGUUUCGCGACAAAUUGCAGUUUCCUAACCUUAAGAAUUCAAGGUUACGCACUCUCAUUAACCAAAGGCUUGAAACUCUUGGACACCAACUUUGUAAAAACCCAAGGCCGAACCCAGAUAUAAAGACUCUUUUUGUUGAUCAUUCAUGUGGACAACCAAAUGGUGCUCGGGCUCCGUCACCUGCAAACAAUCCACUGCUUGGAUCCUUACCGAAAGCUGGAGGGUUUCCUCCGCUGGGUGCACAUGGGCCAUUUCAACCUACAUCAGCGUCAGUCCCAGCACCUCUUGCAGGUUGGAUGUCCAAUCCUUCCACAGUAACUCAUCCAGCAGUUUCUGGAGGAGGAGCAAUUGGUCUCGGUGCUCCAUCAAUCUCAGGUAGUACAUUCCUUCAAUUUGCUAUUGAUGCUUCUGCAAACUAUCAAGCUGAGUUUGUGAGGAUACAUGGUUCCAUUUCUAAUAAUACAUGCAUUUUGCUGCCUUGCAUAGCUGCUCUGAAGCAUCCAAGGACUCCUCCAACUAACCCUUCUGUAGACUACCCUAUGGGAGAUUCUGACCAUGUUGCUAAAAGAACAAGGCCAAUGGGGAUAUCCGAUGAGGUAAAUUUACCGGUUAAUGUAUUGCCAGUAUCAUUUCCAGGGCAUGGUCAUGGUCAGACUUUUAAUGCACCUGACGACUUGCCAAAGGCUGUUGCACGGAAUCUGAAUCAGGGAUCAUCUCCUAUGAGCAUGGAUUUCCAUCCUGUUCAACAGACUCUUCUUCUAGUUGGUACCAAUGUUGGAGACAUUGGGCUUUGGGAAGUUGGCUCUAGGGAGCAACUGGUUUUAAGGAACUUCAAAGUUUGGGAUCUGAAUGCUUGUUCGAUGCCCCUUCAGGCAGCUUUAGUCAAAGAUCCUGGCGUCUCUGUUAACCGUGUAAUCUGGAGUCCGGAUGGUUCCUUGUUUGGAGUUGCAUACUCAAGGCAUAUUGUACAAAUAUAUUCUUAUCAUAGGAAUGAUGAUGUGCGGCAGCAUGUGGAGAUUGAUGCUCAUGUUGGUGGAGUAAAUGAUCUUGCAUUCUCGACUCCGAAUAAGCAACUUUGUGUAAUAACCUGUGGUGAUGACAAAACCAUCAAGGUGUGGGAUGCUGUCACUGGUGCAAAAUUGUAUACCUUUGAAGGUCACGAGGCUCCAGUUUAUUCCAUCUGCCCACAUUAUAAGGAAAACAUUCAGUUUAUUUUUUCAACAGCACUGGAUGGAAAGAUAAAAGCAUGGUUAUAUGACAAUUUGGGAUCUCGAGUUGAUUAUGAGGCUCCUGGUCGCUGGUGCACAACCAUGGCAUACAGUGCUGAUGGUACAAGGCUAUUUUCUUGCGGUACAAGUAAAGAUGGGGAGUCAUUUAUUGUUGAAUGGAAUGAAAGUGAGGGUGCUGUGAAAAGAACCUAUCUUGGAUUUAGAAAACGUUCUUUGGGUGUCGUGCAAUUUGAUACAACAAAGAAUCGGUUUUUGGCUGCUGGUGAUGAUUUCUCCAUCAAGUUCUGGGACAUGGACAGUGUUCAACUUUUGACAACAAUUGAUGCUGAUGGAGGCCUCCCAGCAAGCCCACGUAUCCGCUUCAACAAGGAUGGCACUCUGUUGGCUGUUUCUGCCAAUGAGAAUGGGAUUAAAAUAUUGGCAAAUUCAGAUGGCAUGAGGUUGUUGCGUACAUUUGAAAAUCUUUCUUUUGAUUCCUCACGAGCAUCUGAAUCCGUUGCGAAGCCUACUGUGAACCCAAUCUCAGCUGCAGCAGCUGCCGCAGCUGCAGCGGCUGCAACUAGCACUGGACUUGCAGACAGGGGUGCCUCUGUGGUCGCCAUUACUGGAAUGAAUGGAGAUGCCCGGAACUUGGGAGAUGUGAAACCUAGAAUAACUGAAGAAUCCAAUGAUAAAUCAAAGAUAUGGAAGCUCACUGAAAUCAAUGAACAAUCUCAAUGCCGGUCCUUGAGGCUCCCUGAAAAUGUGAGAGUUAACAAGAUAUCAAGGUUAAUUUAUACAAACUCUGGCAAUGCUAUUUUGGCAUUAGCUUCAAAUGCAACACACCUAUUAUGGAAAUGGCAACGCAGUGAUCGUAAUGCUAGUGGAAAGGCAACUGCUGGUGUGUCACCACAGUUAUGGCAACCAUCUAGUGGGAUUCUGAUGACCAAUGACAUCACUGACAUUAACCUUGAAGAGGCUGUGCCCUGUUUUGCUUUGUCCAAAAAUGACUCUUAUGUUAUGUCAGCAUCUGGAGGAAAGAUUUCCCUUUUCAAUAUGAUGACAUUUAAGACGAUGACAACUUUCAUGCCACCACCUCCUGCAGCAACAUUUCUUGCUUUUCAUCCUCAAGAUAAUAACAUAAUUGCUAUUGGCAUGGAUGAUUCCACAAUUCAAAUAUAUAAUGUCCGUGUAGAUGAGGUCAAGAGCAAGCUCAAAGGCCACUCUAAAAGAAUAACUGGCCUUGCCUUCUCCCAUGUGCUGAAUGUGCUAGUCUCAUCUGGAGCCGAUGCUCAGCUUUGUGUAUGGAACUCUGACGGAUGGGAAAAGCAGAGGACAAGAUUCUUGCAGGUCCCAGCUGGUAGGACAGCACAAUCAGACACCCGUGUACAAUUUCAUCAGGAUCAGAUACACUUCCUGGUUGUGCAUGAGACUCAGCUUGCUAUAUAUGAAACCACAAAACUAGAAUGCGUUAAGCAGUGGGGUCCACGUGAAUCUCCUGUGCCAAUCUCACAUGCAGUUUUCUCGUGUGAUAGUCAGCUGGUAUAUGCCAGCUUCUUAGAUGCAUCUGUCUGUGUAUUUAGUGCUGUGAAUCUCAGAGUACGUUGCCGUAUCAAUCCUUCUUCGUAUCUUCCCCCUAAUGUCAGCUGUUCAAAUGUCCACCCACUUGUGAUUGCCGCACACCCACAAGAACCAAAUCAGUUUGCAUUGGGACUAUCAGAUGGUGGGGUUCAUGUCUUUGAGCCAGUUGAAUCUGAAGGUAAAUGGGGUGUGCCUCCACCUGCUGAGAAUGGGUCAGCAAGCAGUGUGCCAGCGACUCCUUCAGUUGGACCAUCAGAUGGAACAAUUGAAAACUCUGCGAGAUCAUUUUCCUCAACAUCUCAAUCCUUAUGGCUAAGAUCGUUGGACUCUCUUGUUGAUUGUGGGAGACAAAAAGGUGUGGUAAUGUCUGAGAGAGGAGAGGAGUUGCAGAGGUCUUCACAACUGCAGCGUGGGGAAGAAUGGAAGAGAUUGAGAUUCUUUCCAAUGGUUGGUGAAAGAUUGGUUUUGGUUGAGAGAGCAGAUUUGGAAGAGAUUGAGAUUUUAAGCUCCGUUGAGAAAUUGAGGGAAUAA
Molecule: messenger RNA, 3675 nt
Organism: Dovyalis caffra
Lineage: Eukaryota; Viridiplantae; Streptophyta; Magnoliopsida; Malpighiales; Salicaceae
Source: the annotation of a GenBank genome assembly